Aspergillus glaucus CBS 516.65 is the source of this 900-nucleotide messenger RNA. RefSeq lists its product as uncharacterized. The coding region runs from base 1 to 900 and encodes 299 amino acids. NCBI's taxonomy places the organism in Eukaryota, Fungi, Ascomycota, Eurotiomycetes, Eurotiales, Aspergillaceae. The record is from RefSeq and is a predicted model, not a curated record. The transcript is spliced from 2 exons.
AUGGCCGCAGUACUUAUUACAGGCGCAACUGGGAAACAAGGCGGCUCCUUGAUCAAGAAUCUAGUCUCCCGGAAAGCCCCCUUCGAGAUCCUAGCCGUCACCCGAAACACAACCUCCGGCUCAGCGCAGCGCCUCGCCAAGCUAUCAUCCAACAUCCGGGUAGUUGAAGGGAACUUGGACGAUCCAGCCGGGAUAUUCAAGAAUGCGCGCAGUGUAACUAGGAAUCCGAUAUGGGGCGUGUUCAGUGUUCAGGUGGCACUCGGCAACAGCGCCUCCGAAGAACGCCAAGGCAAAGCCCUAAUCGACGAAUCCCUCAAACGAAGCGUCAAAUUCUUCGUCUACAGCUCCGUCGACCGCGGAACAAACUCGUUCGAAAAUCCCACCAAAGUCCCACACUUCAUUAACAAACACAACAUCGAGCACCAUCUCGUCGACAAGUCCAAGAACACAGAAAUGCAAUGGACAAUCCUCCGCCCGACAGCUUUCUACGAGAACGUGGUCCCUGGAUUCUUCGGGAAAGUCUUCAUGACGUCCUAUGACAUGGCGCUGAAGGGAAAGCCACUUCAGAUGGUCGCCACGAGUGAUAUUGGGUAUUUUGCAGCGGACGCGUUACUCAAGCCGGAGGAGUACAAGGGACAGGCUGUUUCGUUGGCGGGGGAUGAAUUGACGUACGAGCAGGCAAAGCAAGUAUUCGAGGAGAAGACUGGGCAGUCUGUUCCGUGGACAUUCCGGUUCCUUUGUUCUAUGUUUAUGGCGUCGAUGAAGGAUAUGGGGUAUAUGUUUAAGUGGUUCCAUGAUGAGGGGUAUAAGGCCAAUAUCUUGGAGCUAAAGAAGGUGCAUCCUGGUUUGAAGGAUUUCGGGACGUGGCUGAAGGCGGAGAGCGAGUUUGAGACACGGUAG